Messenger RNA from Lathyrus oleraceus (garden pea), 687 nucleotides. RefSeq lists its product as uncharacterized. Lineage: Eukaryota; Viridiplantae; Streptophyta; Magnoliopsida; Fabales; Fabaceae. The transcript has 2 exons. The coding region runs from base 1 to 687 and encodes 228 amino acids. The record is from RefSeq and is a predicted model, not a curated record.
AUGGUAGUAGUCAUAGAAGAAUUGAAACACUUUUCAGCAUUGAUAAAAGAAGAGCUUCAAGGGACGCUUGAAUCUCAUGAACAAAAAAUGGUUGAAAGAGCUGCAAAUAAGUUGAAAAGUGAUGUGGCGUUGCAGACGCGAUCAGCAAGAAAAAAUAAAGGCAAAGGAAAAUGGUUAAAAAAUAAAGAUAAAGGAGGCUACAAUAAUUUGAAUGGUUGGGGAAACCAGCAAGAAGAAAAUUUGUCGAAUCAAAGAAGACUCUCAUACCAAAGCAACUACAUAGGUGGUGUUGCAAGUAGAGGAAGAGGUGGUUUGUUGUGGAAGAUACUUGAAGUGUUCCUAGAUAAUAUUAGUGAUUUGCCGCCAGAGCAUGAGGUGGAGUUUGAUAUAGACUUAAUACACGGUAUUAGUCCCUUGUCGGUGGCGUCAUACAUAAUGUUUACUUCAGAGUUGAGUGAGCUGAAGAAACAAUUAGAAGAGUGUCUUGAGAAAACGUUUGUUCGACCAAGUGCUUUGCUGUGGGGUGCGUUAAUGUUGCUAAUCAAGAAGAAAGAUGGUAACAUGAGGUUAAGUGCCAACUAUCGACAACUUAAUAAGGUUACUAUCAAGAAUAAGUAUCCUCUUCCGAGAAUUGAUUAUUUGAUGGAUCAUUUGGUUGGUGCUUGUGUGUUCAGUAAGACUGAUUAA